AUGGUGAAACACAAUGGAAAAACCUCACAUUUAACGUUCCCGGAGCGUAAAGCAGAAGCCGACCUCAUGUACCAGUGCAUCGACGCUUCGAAUGUUGCCUUCGGCGAGAUCAACUAUGCAGCUUGGUGGCAGCGGCGGAAGCCUAGCACCUGGGAUAUGGAUCCAAACAGAGCACGAGCUAAGGUGGAAGCACAUGGCACGGGUACGACAAUUGGCGAUGCAACGGAAGCGCAUGCUUUGCAGGAUGUGUUUGGUAUGUGGCGCAAGCGGAAGUCCAACCCCGUCCUCGUCGGAUCGGUGAAGGCCAACGUGGGCCACCUCGAAGCCUCUGCAGGGAUGGCAGGUCUCCUUGCAGUGCUGGCGGUGUUCCGGCGCCGCGCGGCGGCGGGCAAUGCGGAGCUGAGGCAGCUGAGCCCCUUCGUCGCAGGGGCUGGUGACGUUAUUGGCCUGGAGUUUCCGAUCCACACGACGCCGUUGACACAGUCCCGCGUGACCGCUUGCUGCAACUCCUUCGGCUUUGCUGGGACGAUUGGUACCGCCGUUCUGGCCUCCCCGGAGCCGCCAAGCGUCACACGGCAAGUCCGUCAUCGUAUUGCGUUUGUGUUUGCGCUGAGCGCCGAUCUACCAAAGCUCCUUGAAGAGAAGGAAGGCUGCCGCUCACUGCUUCAAUCUGCAUCCUAUCCGGCUGUGGUCCAGCGCUUGGUGAAGAACAUGCCCGUGGCCGUUGACGCCAUUGCCUUGACGAAAGUUCUGCUGGGGCAGGGUGAGUGCCCAGAGCAACUCAAGUCCACUGCAUGUGCUGUUUUUCAGCUUUGCCUGGCAUCGCUUUGGAAAGUUCAUGGCGUGCAGCCGGCUCUUCGGCAGCACCUAGUCGUGAGAGCACGUUGCAGAUAUGAAGUCAGUGCAAAAGUUGUCGCUGCCCAAUUUGACAUGGCAGUCGUCCUGGAAGCAGCGGGCACAAGGCCUUUCCAGGAUGCAGUCCGCUGCAUCCAAGCGGUCAACUCGGGAGCCAAAGUUGUGCCAGGUGCAAGGGCAGCUCCCGAGCUUUUUGCAAGCAUUGGACAAGUAUGCCGAAGCCUUGUCUUUGACCUCUCUGCCCUCGGCGACACUGGUGGGCCUCAGACCCAUGAGACCCAGGUUGACUACAACGAAGCAGAAUUUGGGCCUUCCACCAUUCCAUUCCAGGAGCUUGAUUCGCUGCAGUGGGCAACCUUCACCAGCCUGCUUCGCUCACGAUUCCGGUUGCGUGACAUUGCCAUGGAUGCGACAGUCGCGAUGAUCGCGCAGCAGUUGCAAAAAACACCACAGACGAGUGCCUGCGUUCCCCAGGAGGCGGCAGAGGCGGAGACGCUGCAGGCGCUCACGUCGCUGGAGAAGGAGACUCCAUCCAACACGCUGAUUGGGGUGCAUGGCAUUGACGGUGACCCCAUGUCAUUGCAGUUCAAGACCCUGGCUAUGAGGCUGUCUGGCGAAGUGGCAAUGUAUGCACUCAAGGUGACGCCACUGGUCCGCGGGACUUGUUCAAACCUCGAAGAUCUUGCCAAAAUUCACGUCGAGACGUUGGUGGCUCGAUUCGGAUACAGCUCUUACAAUAUCUAUGGGCAUUCCUUCGGGGCUAUGGUUGCCCACAAGAUGGCCGAGCUGCUUGAACUGAGAGGAGUCGCCGUGACCCUCUUUCUGGGUGACUUCGAGGUGGCGUACCCACCAGAGCGCUUCAUGGAGAGCCCAGAUAUGGAUGAAUUUACAGACCGCUGCCGCAUGGGCAGCUGGGAAGGCCCAGAGAUGGAGGCGUACAAAAUCUUGCUGAGGAGACACAUGUUUGCGCACAGGGAGGAUGCGCAGUACUGCAGGACAUUGUUGAAAGAGGUCGCCGAUCCACAAAGGCGGGAGCACGAGCUUAAAGGCUUUGUUCUCACCAAAGCUCGACCAAGCAACAUGCCAAUGGAGACAUACUUCGCCAUGAUCAAUGAGUUCGCGGCGAACAUGGGUUUUCAUGAAAAGCUUGUGAUGGAGAGCUCCAAGGCAAUUGGCUCCCGGCAUGAAGAUGGCGAGAGCUUCUACGAUUGGCACACUUAUCAACCUGGCAAGCUCCCGGCAGCAACGUUGUUCGUCUCCAACAGCAAAGAGUUCUCGUGCUGUGUGGAGGUCAACAAGCAGUUCUAUGCAGAGCUGGACGUAGUGCCAGUCCUCGACCACGAGCAUUACAACUUGCUCGAAAGCCAG
Molecule: messenger RNA, 2223 nt
Organism: Symbiodinium natans
Lineage: Eukaryota; Dinophyceae; Suessiales; Symbiodiniaceae
Source: the annotation of a GenBank genome assembly